Penaeus chinensis is the source of this 824-nucleotide messenger RNA. Its product is annotated as poly(A)-specific ribonuclease PARN-like. Gene Ontology annotation, molecular function: RNA binding; poly(A)-specific ribonuclease activity. The record is from RefSeq and is a predicted model, not a curated record. Gene Ontology annotation, cellular component: cytoplasm. Gene Ontology annotation, biological process: nuclear-transcribed mRNA poly(A) tail shortening. NCBI's taxonomy places the organism in Eukaryota, Metazoa, Arthropoda, Malacostraca, Decapoda, Penaeidae.
UAGAGACACGAUGAAUGCGAGUUUAGUUGUAACUGGGAAAUGCAUAAAGUUAAGAAACAGGGGCCUUACCACCAGUGACCUUACCAGUGGCCGCAGCUUUCGACUUUGCCACGAACUUGAUGUGUCUUGUUCCAAACAGUCCUUCAUUGAUGAUUUUCAGAAUGUACUCCCAGAUGUGGAAAAAGCAAUUGAGAGAGCAGAUUUUUUGUCCAUUGAUGCCGAGUUUACUGGAUUGCGACGGGAUGCUUCAUUUGCAUAUAGUGAACUGGACACUGCAGAAGAAAGGUAUUCCCAUGCCACUUUCUGCUUCUACAUUUUAGGGAGGACUGGUGAAAUUUAUGUUUAUGACAACAGUAGCCUCAGAUUUUUGGCAAAUAAUGGAUUUGAUUUUGCCAAGUUAUAUAAAGCAGUUCUGAUCAGCUGUCCCAGAUGAGCCUAGAGUCUCCUGUGGAGGAAGAUCCCCCUGCAGCAAUAUGUGACCAGGAGGCGAAGAAGCAAAGUAAGAGAGGCCCUGCUGAAGGCGUGUUUGCUGUGCCGGAAGAAUGGUGAUCCCAGUUUCCGGAAGGAGUGUGGAGAACUUUUUUUGACCCAGUGUCUAGUAACAUGUUUAGUUCCAUUAUUGGAGGAAUCUUGUAAACCUAUACUAUCAGUUUGAUAACCAUGUGUCUUAUAAAACUUAUGUCCUGAUUAUGACAUAAAAUGCACCUCUAAAUUUGGAGGGAAUAUUUUAAUGUCUGAGUGCUGCUUUUGUGAUCUUACAUAUUUUUAUACUGAUAAUUGAAGUAGAUGUGGAAGAUGUCUUCUUAUAAAAUCAUGAAUCUUUA